This is a messenger RNA of Centropristis striata (black sea bass), 2103 nucleotides long. RefSeq names its product gap junction protein beta 3 (gene gjb3). NCBI's taxonomy places the organism in Eukaryota, Metazoa, Chordata, Actinopteri, Perciformes, Serranidae. Gene Ontology annotation, biological process: cell communication. Gene Ontology annotation, cellular component: connexin complex. The transcript has 2 exons. The coding region runs from base 214 to 1071 and encodes 285 amino acids. The record is from RefSeq and is a predicted model, not a curated record.
UCUCAACCCUGCGCUGCUCUACCUGUCGACUGGAUCCAAACCCGUGCGUUAAAGGACUAAAACGACAUUAAAACGACAAGAAAUACAUCGGAAAUAUACGUAACCGCGUGUCUUUGAACUAAAAAUGGACUGAUCCUUGUUUUGGUUUGAAGAUAAACUACUACCAGUAAGAGAGGAAUUCCAGAGAAGAGACUUUGACUGCCAGCCAAGGACAUGGACUGGAAGACCUUCCAAGCCCUUCUCAGUGGGGUGAACAAGUACUCCACAGCGUUCGGCCGGGUAUGGCUGUCUGUGGUGUUUGUGUUCAGGGUGAUGGUGUACGUGGUGGCGGCAGAGAGAGUGUGGGGCGACGAGCAGAAAGACUUUGACUGCAACACCAAGCAACCCGGCUGCGCCAACGUCUGCUACGACCACUUCUUCCCCAUCUCCCACAUCCGCCUGUGGGCCCUGCAGCUGAUCUUCGUCACCUGCCCGUCCUUCAUGGUGGUCAUGCACGUGGCUUACCGUGACGACCGCGAGCGCAAGCACAGGGCAAAGCACGGCGAGGACAGCAAGCUGUACAACAACACGGGCAAGAAGCACGGCGGCCUGUGGUGGACCUAUCUUGUCAGCCUCUUCGUAAAGACGGGCAUCGAGGUCUCCUUCCUCUACAUCCUCCACCGCAUCUACGACAGCUUCUACCUGCCAAGGCUGGUCAAGUGUGAAGUUUCGCCUUGUCCCAACCAGGUGGACUGCUACAUUGGCCACCCCACAGAGAAGAAGGUCUUCACCUACUUCAUGGUUGGAGCUUCCGGCCUCUGCAUAGUCCUCAACAUCUGCGAGAUCAUUUAUCUCAUCUCCAAGCGCAUUGUACGAUGCGGCAACAAGUACAGGAGGCGCAAUCGCACCCUGCCUGUGCAAAAGGACGACUACAGCAAUGACCCCUUUAACAACUGCGAGGAGAAAAUGCCGAGGAAGGAGCUGAAGGACCAGCCUCCAUCUUUUAGGAGUGCAUUCAAGGCUUCGCACAGGCCGUCUAUGCUCAAACUGGAAGAGAAGAUACGAGCGUCUGCUCCUAAUCUGUCUUCCUGAAAUCAAAAGUGCUUGGGCACUAGGACAUUCCUCUGAAAACAGACUCAGAACUACAAGCCAAACUUCAGUAUGUGUCAGACCCUGGAAGUUGACUCAUCAGUACUGGAAUCAUCCUGUGGGCCCCUGUGUCCACAUCCAAGACUCUUUUUGAGCGCAUGAACUUUGGUUUCCAAGUCAACAUCCACAAUAUUUACAAGUCAGCUAGAGCCAAAUUGAUUUGAUAAUGAUAUGUGGGUUUUUCUUUUUUUUAAUACAAUACAGGUCUGUGUGCCUUGUUGACUUCACCCCCUCACCCCUAUUAGAACAUUCCUGUGCGGUUUCUGUCUUUCUUGUGAUUGGAGUUAUGACACGUGAGGGGGAAGAGAAUGAAACACUCACACAAGGAGGGAGGACACACCUGGCAGAGGUAUUCACCCUCCCUGCCAGAGUAUACAGUGGCGUGUCAUGGUUCCACAGAAUCUCUUAUUUAAUGUAACUGAUAGCUUUAAUUUCACCAUUUGUUUGUCCUGAUGGCAUUGAAGAAUGGUAAAUAAUUCUGCAUUGGAGUGUGGACGCUCCAAAGUCAUACAGUUAUGGCUGAGUAAUACUUGAAGGUGUGCAAACUGGCCAAAAAUAUUUUUUUAUUGCAUUUAUUUUCUCAGAUUAGCAGCAAACUAUAUAUCAUCUGUAUAUUUCUUUAUCUAAACGGACAUAUGCUUGGUCUCAGGUUUAUUGUGCACAGUCACAUGCUGUACAUAGGCUGCCUGUGUUUUGACGUGCUCGUACACAACCUUGCCUCAUCCAAGACCACUGUUGAUUUAAAUAAGGCGAAAGGAAUGCUGCUGUUUAAUUCUGUGUUGGUAGAGCUGGAGCACCGAGGAGGAGGUGGGAAGAAGGUUGGACAAACACAUGGCUCAAUUUUUUUUUUUUGCAUUUUUGUGAGUCCCUAAUAGUCCGCUGUGGACGUCAGGAAUGAUGAGGAACGAAAAUUAUGCACUCGUUGUUAAUAAUGUUAUUUUUACAAAACUAAAUAUAUUAAAUUUAUUGAGUAAA